Molecule: messenger RNA, 738 nt
Organism: Talaromyces rugulosus
Lineage: Eukaryota; Fungi; Ascomycota; Eurotiomycetes; Eurotiales; Trichocomaceae
Exons: 5
Coding region: 1-738 (245 amino acids)
Biological process (GO): phosphatidic acid biosynthetic process; triglyceride catabolic process
Cellular component (GO): endoplasmic reticulum; lipid droplet
Molecular function (GO): triacylglycerol lipase activity; acylglycerone-phosphate reductase (NADP+) activity
Source: RefSeq, a predicted model, not a curated record
AUGGCCUACGUGUUUUCGCGACAGCAAGAGACUGAUCCAAAAUCGCCGAUCUUGAAGCUAUUGGAAUCGAGACGUUGGAUCUCACGGUCGAUAACCCGCAGAGCGUUCAAGCUUGUUUCAAAGAGAUCGAGUCACGACGGACGAAACUAUACCAUCCCAGCUAUGGACGUUGAUUUACAAGAAGCCCGAACACUCUUUGAGACUAAUUUCUUCGCCGUGAUCAUAAUGUGCCAGACAUUUCUGCCUUUGCUUAUGAAAGCAAAAGGAACUGUUGUGCAGAUUGGCUCUGUAUCAGGAAUACUCCCGUAUGUUUUCGGCUCGGUGUAUAAUGCCUCCAAAGCAGCUCUCCAUUCAUUCAGCGACACCCUAAGAAUCGAGCUUGAACCAUUUAAUGUCAAAGUAAUUGUUGUGGUCACUGGAGGCGUUCAAUCUCGGAUCGCCCACGAGGACCGCAAACUUCCCCCCAGCUCAAUCUACCAACCUAUCACGACAGAGUACAAUCGACGCGUCAAGCACAGCCAGGAAGGCGCCAUGGACUGCCAUGUGUAUGCUCAGAGCGUAGUGUCACAGGUUCUAGGAAAUACAUCAUCCCCGACUUCUCGAUGGUACCAGAAUUGGAUCUGGGAGGGGAAUCGUACAGGUAUGAUCAAGUUUUUGGCGGGUGGAUGGCUGUGGUUUGGGUUCUAUGGAUGGCUGUUCUGGCGAAUGUUCAAUUUGAAUAAGCUCAGAAGGGGAUAA